Porites lobata is the source of this 14944-nucleotide messenger RNA. The record is from the annotation of a GenBank genome assembly. Lineage: Eukaryota; Metazoa; Cnidaria; Anthozoa; Scleractinia; Poritidae.
UAAAAAUCGAUCAACAAGCAUCACUCUUUACUGAUCUCAAUCGGAUCGCCAGUUGAUUCUGUUACGUAUCACAAACUCGCACAAACUUUAAAACAGAACAUGUGAUUUUCACGAAACUUUUCAAUUUAAAGAUGAUUUAACACCAACCAAUACGCAAGUGGUAUAAAAAACAAGUCGUUUCUCACGGCACGUGGAAGGUGCUGGGCUCUGUUAACGAAGAACUCUAACUACAAUGGAUCACAGUUAUAACAAGGUUUGUACAGUAUAUGGCUCUCCUGAGUUCUUAAAUAAAUCAGCGAUCCCAAACUUCUUUAAAGGGUAUUGUCAAAACUUUCGGAGUUACAGACCACCCAAGCGGUUUAAGCGUCUUUAAAAUCAACAAUCGCAACUGUUGACAUGUUGGAUAGGGUCUCCCCCAUUUAUAUGAAGUAGACUAAUACACGUACAUGGGAACUGUAACGAAGGUUUGUACGAUAGGUUUGCAGACAGAUUGAUAAAAUAUUUUAGUUUGGUAAUAUUUUAAAGCCAUUUGUGUCUGGUUUAAUGCCUUUUUAAUAAGUGUUUUAAAUACGACAUUUACCAAUAAUUCAUUUAUUAGCAUUUUCGAAUAAUGACAUUAUCACUUAAUUGCAUUAAUACACACUCCUCGCAUACGUGCAUAAGUACCAAGAUAUCAACAGUUUGAUUAUCAUUUUUGAUUUGCGAAAACGAGGAAUUUUUUGGUCAUUACUACACCAGACAAAUUGGCGGCUUAAUCGACCGUUUCCUGUAUAUUUGAGCUAUCGAAUCUUAUUUCGUCCGGUUGCGCAAGGCCAGGGGUUGUUAUUGUGUGCGUCAUUCAAAAUGCUUGGAGUUAAAACUGCGCGGACGGCAGAGUACAACAUUAGACGGCAUUAGACCGUGGACUGCGGAUAACGAUAGAACUGUAGAACUAAUCCUGCUUUUAAGGUAGGGUACAGAGGAGCCAGUAUCUGUCGGUAUCCUUAUCCCUACUUUCUAGACAGUAAAAGGCAGAAAGAAAAGUUUCUCGCUUAUCUGUCUUCCCGCCCCUCACUACACUCACAACAACCUUAUCCCCAGGGCUUAGAAUCUGGCCGUAGAAAGGGAAAUUUCUGAGAAUGAGCUUGCAUUCACCGUUAUUAUAGUAUUUCUCAUGCAAGUUUGAUUCGUACUGUCAUUGGUGCAGUGUAGCAAGAACCCAUUAUGGACUCCUGGCCCUUGGAUAAAAGGUAAACCUUAGGUACCAAAACAAAUUCUCUGGGCACCAACUUGCUAACUAUCUUUCCUUAAAGGUAUUGACGACCCUCUCCUCCGCAGAGGUCUUUUUGAGGGUCUCAAUCAGGGUAGUAGCUUAGAAGGUUGCCCGGGGGGUGGACUCCCCAUAUGAAAGGGGUGGGGAUGCUCGUCGUCUCGCUUAGGGGUAUAAAUUUCGGAUUUUGGUCUCACUGAGGGUGUUCUAGAUAAAACGCCAUCAUAUUUAGCCGUGAAGGUCUCGUUUAGGGUUGCACGCGAAAAAGAUAUAAAAAUAUAUAUAUUGUUGUGUUUUAACAUGGUCUCUUUAAGGGGUCAAAAGAAGCUUGGGCCCCUCCCAGAUCGGUCUCCUUUAGGGGUUUAAUUCAAAAUUUCCGACUAGCAUCCCCACCCCUUUCAUGUGCGGAGUCUCCCCCGCCCCCGGGGACGGUUGACGGUUACAUUUCAAGGCUUUUGACGGUUAUUAAGUGAAAAUUGAAGUAAAUAUUAACUUUUGAAUAAACUAGUAACGACCAAAGGUUAGGGAGUGCGGGCGAAAACGAUCAUCGAAGGUCUAAACGCUUUUCGGGCUUUUGCUCCAACGCGAUGCUCUGCGUAAGGUUCACGUGACAGAUGGUCAAAACAAGCGUGAUCAGAUUACGAGGGUAGAAGUCGAAACGCGUGUGAUCAAAUUUCGUUUUGUGCAUUCCAUUCAUUCUGAGUGGUAGUCCAAACGAAUGACUACAUAGAUGCGACACAUGCGUAAUAACAACCUAGACAUUAGGAUUGCGGGCUCCUCUUGUCGCCCACAAUUAAUAUUAACUGUUGUGUUUUGGAGGUUGUCUUAGCCUUUCACUAAUCAGACGUAAUAGAAUUUCGAAAUAUUUUCGACAUUUUCAGCUAAAAGCAAGUUCUAAGGUCUUGUAAUGUCUAGAGAGAGUGUUUUUGAGAGCAUGGGAACUGGUUUUUCCAGUCUGGAUAUUCUUUAGCAACCAGAAGUCCAUGAAGAUCAGCUGAAAUAGCGAGAUUUGAAAUAUCUUGAAACUUUUUGACGGUUAAUAUCAAUCUGAAUUUUUGACGGUUGACGGUUACAUUGUAGGCUGUUUAACGGCUGACGGUUAACCCCAUUGAUACCCUCCUCUUUUUGUCACAAGGAUUUUAGACAGGAGAUAAAUAUGACCCGACCUCUCCCCCUUUGUUCACGGUGUUUAGGCAAUGGCUAAAUUUGCAAUAAUUUUUGUCUACAGACAUAACAAAAAAUUAGCCGUUAAGUCACUUUGUAUUAUUAUUAAAGAAAAAUUUAGCCAUUAAUGAUUACCGCCCAGGGACCCUAAUCUGGGGGAUUUCCACUGUCCUUGACCCUUGACAUUUCACUAAGGUGAUGACACGAAAUUUAAUAUUCUUGUUUCCCUUUUGCAAUAGACACUAACCGCACAAACUCCUGCAUUUUCUACCUCAUUUUUUACAAUCAGCGAUUUCAUAAAUCAUGUUCAACUGACUUUCAUUUUAGGGUAAGGAUCCGAAUUCUAUUGAGAUGGUCGACAUAGGUUUAGAAACGGUGAUAGAAAAUGGCCGAACCCGAGCACCCUCGCUGGAGAGACGCCGAAAUCCACGUCUACGAACUCUUCAGCGGCUUUGGCAGGAGUACAGAUUUCAAAUCACUGUUGUGGUCAUUUCUUUCAUCUUGCUUUUCUACACGAUCGCAGGUAAGUGUUAUUGUUAUAAUAACAAGAAGUUAAUGACUAAACGGAUAUAUACAUGAAACAGGUCCCACUUGUUACCGAUGACGGAAUUCUGAACCAAUGUUUUUCUUGACUCAAAUCACAUAAUCAAUUCAUUUUAAUAAACAAUCCUGUAAAAAGUAUAAUUUUUACGAAGGCUUUUGUUCAUGAAAUUUUGUGCAUGCGUAAUCUCGAGCUACUUCACCUUUCAUCACUCACGUUAACUUGCUGUGUGUUGGAUACCAAUGGCACCAACUCUUACGGGUCCGUCUCAGAAAAGUGUUCACCGACUCCUAAACCUGACCCAUAUAGACAAACAAUUGGAACUCAGCCUAACCAGUUUUCCGUUGUCCGUUGUCCGUUUUCGAGAGGUAUCCCCUGUGGGGAUUUCUCUGAAAAUUUUUAUUCUAAGAAGACCAUUCCCGAACUUCGAACCUUAUAUAUUGCUUUCAAAGAACAGGUAACCCUUACCGACCUUCGUAAAAUUGUUAAACCUCUACGAACUGUAGCUAGUAAUAGACAGACAUUAAGAUUAACUUGACUUGCUCAUCUGUUCUCUAUGCUAAGAGUUCCCUUCCAGUGGAUGUCGCGUAGCAGUUUUCUAAAAAAAAAUUCAAAAAUUCAUCUCAUCAAACCAUUUUAUAUUAUAACCCUCAUACUGAAUAAGGAGGAACUUCUUUAAGGGGGAGUGUCUACCCUGCCCUUAGUCUCUCCGGGACGUCAGCUUUAGGGCCAAGUAUACCACGCUACUUCAUUUACAUGGUGUAGUCACUAAACUCCUCUCUUGUUUUCUGUAGCCAUUUCUGUGUCCGGCUUCCAUAAAGUAAAAGGACUGUUCGUGAUCGCUGUUAUUUUUUGGUUUUGUGUGACGUACAUGUUCAUUCGUGACCAUUGUGGAGAAGCCAUUUUCAACGUGUGCUGUUCGCCAGUUAUUUCACUGUUGAGAAGAAAGUGGAGGUACCUUAGAUGGUAAGUCUGGCUACGUAGUCAGUGAAUUAAAAGGGACGCACAGUCAAACCUGUAUUAAGCGAACCGCUAUUAAGCUGUCAAAUCCGUAUUAAACGAACCGCCCUUGAGCGGUUCUCCCUUUAUUAAGCGGCUGCGCUAAAGCUGCCAAAGCACUACUGUAAAGCCAACCUUUAUCAGUCACCUCUAUUAAGGGGUCGUUGUCACCUUUUUCGUGGUUCCAAAGAGUUGCUUUUUUAUUGUCUUUAUCUCCAUUAUGAUGUACCAUACUAUUACAACGGAAACACUGUGUAUGGCGUUUAGUGCGGGUCUUUUACUUCCUUUCUUUUGGCGCAAGAAGAGGUAGAGACACUUUAAGGUCAAUUUGUCGCGGGAUGGACUUUUCGCUCGCUGGACAUUUUCAUUUCCCUGAAUAACUCUCAGGUUUGCCAAACCCGUAUUAGACGAUCAGCCUGCAUUAAGAGGUUCCCCUGUGUGCUGUUACCUUGUCGUGGUGGGGAAGCUUGCGUGCCUUAAUCACGCUGUGAGCUUUUCCGGCGGAGGCUUUAGCCCCUGGCAGGUCCAACCAAUUCUGGCAGUUUACAGUGGAGAGGACAAACUAAAAGCAGCACCUGGUCCUCCGGGUUGGGGGUUGGGUGUAGGACUAACAACCCCACGCCGGGAAACAACAACGUGUUAGUGAAACUGCAACAACACUAUGCACAGAAACCCUGGGGCAAAUAGGAAACUCUAGCCAAACCAGUGACACCAUGAAAACUCUGGAUGAAAACCCAUCUCAGGAAAUUCGAAAUUCGAAUGAGAGCUUUAUGGGACUCGAACUACCUUCCGCAUUGGAGCAUGGAAUGUGUGCACCAUCUUUGAAACCUCUAAAACAGCGCAGGUCAUAAAGAAACAGUAGAACUACAACUUGGACCUCCUCUUUGUAAGGGAGUGUAGGUGGACUGGGUCUGGACGUAAGGUUACACGCGAUGGCUCAACUACCCUUUUCUCAGGGAAAGCCAACGCACACUUCAGUGGUGUAGUCCUUAUUGCAAACAGAAAACAGCCAAAGCUCUGAUGGCCCGGGAACCCAAUGCGAUGGCCUAAUCAGGGUAAGGUUUGCCUCAGGAUACUGCAAUUUGACUAUCUUGCAGUGUUAUGCCCCUACCAAAGAAGCAGAGGAAGAGUGCUCCUCAAAAGGAUUGAUAGUGCCAUAGAUCCAAACUUAAGUUUGUGUGCAUUUAUGUAGGCAGGAACAGGCUGGAUCUCGUAAAGGCCUAGGCUGCAUAUAUCAAUUUUGUGCUCUUAACAUCAUCGAAUAGUGCAGUGAAUGGAAUGUUCCCUUGCUCACCAACUUUAUUGUUCUGGAGAGGGAAUUCGACAAUGCUCACCCUGAAAGUCUUUGGAAGAUUCUGAGGGCAUACGGAUUACCACUUACAUGUAAGAUAGUUAUCAUCAUAUGGAAAUUUUAUGAACAUUUCGAAUAAACUGUCAUCUUGGAGAAUGCUCUGACAGAGUCAUUCCUGGUUAAGUCUGGAGCUCUUCAGGGUUGUAUUCUCUCUAAAAUCCUGUUUCUAGUAGUCAUCGACUGGCUGAUGCGUGAAACAACUUCAGACAGUCCUCGUGGAAUCCAGUGAAGACCUUAUCUUUGCCGACGAUAUGGCAGUCAUGCCAGCCACUCUUAGCCAUCUCCAAGAAAAUUGCCACUGACUUAGCAAUUUUGCAAAACAAACUGGUCUGCACAUCAACCUUAGAAAGACUUAGGAGAUGUAUGUAAACUGUGUAAAUGCCCCUAUAGCACCCUAAAUCAAUAUCAGUGGAGAUGAAAGGAAGUGCAUUGUACCCAUAAAGACAUCAAGGCCCGCCUUAACAAAGCCAGAGGUGCUUUUAGUCCACUACGAAACACCUGGAAGUCUAAGCAAUAAAGCCUCAAAAUACGAUCAGGCUUUACAACAGCAAAGGCAGUUAUAUAGCUCUGAGUUUUGGUGAGUAACGAAAGGAUAUAUGAGAAAGGUGGAUAUCUUUCAUAAGAGCUGCCUCCGCAAGAUUUGAAAAAUCUACUGGCCCAACAAGUUCGCUAAUGAGGAACUUAUAAGAGGACAAACAGUAUGUCUCUCCAACGAACAGCAGGCUGCAAUGGACUGGUCAUGUUCUUAGGAUACCUAUGGACAGGCUACCCAAAUUUGCCUUGAGAUGUACUCUAACUGAGAAGAGGAAAAGAGGUAGCCAAAAACCACCCGGAGGAGAACAGCGAUGAAAGAGCUGGAGGAGGUGGGACUUACUUGGGGCGAAGCGCAGGCCAAAGGGCGAGGCGCAGGCCAAAGCUAAAGACAGGGUUGAGUGGCGACGUUUGAUUUCGACCUUACGUCCCACCAGGGAUGGAGAGAUUGAGUGAGUGAGCAGUGGCGGAUCCAGGGGAGGGGUAGGGGGCCCGCCCCCCUUAUUUUCAGAACAAUCUGAGGCCCGAAGGGCCGAAAAAUGUUUUUUUUUUUAGACCGGGUGUUCCCCCUUAUCUCAAGGUCAGGAUGAACGCCCCCCUUCCUUAUCUGAAGGUCUGGAUCUGCCACUGGUGAAUGAGUCAGUAAGCCAUUACCCAAUGGUGACCGCUUAAUACAGGUUAGACUGUAGCUAGGAUUUUUACAGAGGUACGCAGUUUUCUAAACCAAACGUAUCUCCAUCUCCCAAACCCUUUCCAAGCUGAUGGGUGUCUUGAUUAUAUUUCGGUUAUCUGGUGAGUCCUGAUCUUGGCCAGCAGCUACAGUUUUCGCGUGUGUUAAAAUCGAGGAAUACUAAGUAAACGUAGUGCAGUUACAUUUAUUUGGCAAAUGAAGAUGAAUAAAGAUAUGACCGUCGCAGUAGUAAUCGCAAUUUGAGCAAUAUGCAAUUUAUGCCCAAAAAUAUUUCUGGGCUUCAACGGGAAUUGAACUACUGCGUUAACGUUAGCGUUGCAGAGCUCUACCAACUGAGCUAUGAAGACCCAUGCAUUAGGAGCAGGCCAGUUUGUUGAGUUCAUCUUGACCUCAAUCUUCAUCUUAGGAAUUUUUAAAAUACAGAAUGAAGAUUUAGAGUUGUAUUUCCGUAGUUCAUAUGAUCUUUAAAAAGAGAUGAAUCUGUUUGCAACCCUUUUCCAGACAAUAAGACUAUGACCAGCUCAGUGAAGACGAGGGGAGUGGUUUCACACUCAAGCUUGGUCGAAAAUAAUCGGGGAUGAAAGCGAAAAAUGGUGCCCGUUCCAGUAAAAUAUAUCUUCCAGAGAUAACGGGUGAUUUUAUAUCCUGUUCCAGAUUCCGAUAAGUAAAAAGCCCUCCUCGUUGAGCGUCACGUUCCCAUAUAUCGCUCAUAUGGGAGUACCCCCGCGAGAGCCCGUUAUCCAAUAUAUAUGAUUUGUUUUUAUAGGAUUGUUCUAUUGGUUGCAUUGACGUUAAUUGGUUUAUGGUUUGGUCUGGAUACCGCUAAGGAGCCUAGAAGGUUCAUAUCAUUGGCAGGAAUGGUGGUUUACGUGGGGAUUAGCUAUCUAUUCUCAGUUAACCGGAGAAAAGUGAGUUGUUGUGUAAAGAUCGUAUGUUAAAACGAAUCCAAUGUUUACUUCUUUAACGUUUUGGGGGCUUGGAAUACUUAAAGAUAGCCUGUUCACAGACCCUCUAUUUUCUCUUCAAAGUCCGUCGAGCGCAUGAUAAAAAUUAAAAUUCGAAACAACGUCUGUGUACAGGCUAACUGCAAGAUAUUCUUACAGCUUUUAUUUCAGCGAUAAUCAUCUUGAAGAAUCGAAAAUAUUAUAUUUGUCACUGUUAGGCCCCUCUGCUGAGUACGGAAGUACCCGUUGCAAUCAUUUUUUUAUUGUCCAAGUAUUGGGCCGAUCCCAAAUUUUUUUUGGACCCUAAGAUGUCUUUUGGCUACCAAUCUUCAAUUCAAAACGGCUAGAAGCCCCUUUUGCUCUCAAAAUCACCUCCACUUCCACCUCUUCUGGACGCUUAGAAUUGAACCAGAAUUUUCCCUUCUUCCCACCAGCGAGGCCAAAAGGGAAAGGAAAAGUUCAAAGGGUCGGGCUUAGAAAUCGGCCACAAUAACAAUGUUUCCUGCUUUCGUCGCCUCCAUCUCUAUGUCCAUGAGUCUUCGAAGAAGCUCAGAGAUCUGUAAACUUAUGACAAGAGCAAAUGCUUUUGGAUUCUCGUUUUUCAGAUAAAAUGGAGGCCCGUUUUGUGGGGUAUGAGUUUGCAGUUUGUCUUUGCUCUAAUCAUUCUGAGGACUUCUCAGGGAUUUACAGCUUUCAAAUUUAUUGGUGAUUCUGUGACAAGAUUUCUAGAAUACACGGAUGUUGGCUCAGCCUUCGUCUUUGGAGAAGCUUAUAUAGUCCACUACAUUGCAUUUAAGGUAGGGCCGGAGAAUUAAUCAGUAUCCUAUUUAUUCAUUGAAAAUAAAAAAGAGUACGAUUCGCUGCUAGCUGAGUGAUCCAGUAUAAUUUACUCGAUAAAAUCCGUUGAUAAAUUAACAAAAUCAUUCCUGAAACUGAUUAAAAAGAAGCAAAGUGUCUAUUACCUAUCACCAUCGGCUCCAUCACAAAGUUUAAUUUUCCAAAAUCAAGUUUCUAACUUUAUUAGACAUUCAAAGUGCUUUCGAAAGCUAAUGUGAAUACCGUAUUUGCUCGAAUAAGCCCCUCAACUGCGGCGCUUAUUCGAUCUUCUGUACUACACUAACACAAUUAACUUAUUUUGACUUUCUCUAUAUCGGGGCCGCGACGCUUUUUCGGGGGCGGUGCUAAUUAACUUUCUUUCCUCUCAAAUGCGGCACUCAUUCGAGGCACACGCUAAUUCGAGUGAAUACGGUAAGCUCAUCUCGUGAGUUCCUUUUUCGAAGUAGAUGAGGCCAAGACCGCAGCAAAACGUCUACGCAUGCGCCGGGUUGAGAUUUCUGGUCACGUUUUUAGUCACUCUUUCUAGUCAAAGUCUCCCGCGCGCACUCGGCUUCAUUUUGUGUGUAGCCUGCGUUUUGUUGUUCCUUUUUCAAAAUAGGUGAGGUCUAUGAGGUUAUGUAAAAUAUCUUGGCUUAAUGAUUGAUUCAAAUCUUUCAUGGAAAUACCACAUCGAAUCUGUCUGUCACAAAAUCAGCAAGUCGAUAGGAAUUAUAGCUAAAAUUCGACAUUAUGUCCCGCGUCGUGUUUUACUUUCAGUUUACAACUCAUUAAUUGUCCCUUACUUGACUUAUGGUAUUUGUGGUUGGGGAAAUUGUGCCUUGACAUUUCAACGAAAGAUCGUAACUCUACAAAAACGGGCCUUACGUCUCAUUUACUUCAGUAAGUCUAAGGAACACGCCGUACCCUUCUUUCUCAAAUCAAAUUGCCUUCCCCUGCCUAGCAUAUUUUUCAGAGAUUGUAGCUAUUUAUUGUAUGAUAUCAACAGACAGACAGCACCAGUUAGUAUUCUCAAUCAGUUCGUUAAAACAAGUCAGAUUCAUAACUACAGAACAAGAUCUGUCUCUAGCGACUCGUUUUAUGUUAAGUUCUCUAGAACCGAUAAAAUGUAUGCCUUUUUCACGAGAAUCGGUGCCCAAAUUUGGAACUCUAUUCCGUAUUCGAUUAAAAUACUUAAACGUUCGUCCUUUCGUAAAAAAAUAAAGGAAUUAUUACUAAAUUUUUUGCGGUCAGAAGAUGAUUAUGUCGAAGUCUCCCGUCUUAUUAAGUUAUUUAAUACUUUAGGUUAACCUCUCUUCGUAAUCGUUAUGUACAUGCCUUGUUUUAUGUUAGUUUAAACUCUAUUUACUGUAUUGUAGUCUCUUCACUGUUAUUUAGUCCAUCUAUAUAGAAUUCUUGUUUUGUAAUAUGUCUUCAGCUCCCCCCGCCUCGAUUAGUUCAUAAGCUAUUUGCGGGUGGGAAAGUAAUGUAAUUAGUUAUUUUCCAAUUUUCAAUAAAAUUUGUUUGUUUUUUGUUGUUUGUUUGUCUUUCAUUUGAUCGUUUAAGCUCAAUGAGGGGUUCCCGGCAAAUGUAAGGACUGCCGAAAAUUUAGUUCUGAUAAACCAUAGUCAAGGAAGUUAACUGAUCUUGUUUGAAAUGUCUGUCCAGGUCCUCACGGUGAUAAUUUUCUUCAGUUCUUUCAUCUCGGUGCUGUACUACUUGGGUGUAAUGCCGCUGAUCAUAUCUAAGAUUGCCUGGCUUAUGCAGAUCACUAUGGGAACUUCUGCUGCCGAGUCUCUCUCAGCUGCCGGAAACAUUUUCGUUGGACAGGUAAGAUUACUAAUUUCACCUCCAGAAAUAAAUGCUACCUUCAUCUUGCAGAGAUCUUUCGCUCUCAAUUUCAACCUGGCCACACUGUAAUUAUUUUCUAGACUGAGGCACCGUUGUUGAUCAGACCAUUUCUCGCAACCCUCACUCAGUCUGAGCUUCACGCUGUCAUGACAGGAGGCCUGGCCACUGUGGCCGGAGGUGUUUUGGCGGCAUAUAUUGGAGUUGGGAUCCAGGCUUCGCAUUUGAUAUCAGCCUCUGUGAUGUCGGCUCCUGCUGCUUUAGCAGUAUCCAAAAUCAUGUAUCCGGAAACAGAAGUACCGGAAACUACGUCACAAGACACAAUACAUUUCGAGAGGCCGUAAGUGACAAAUUGGUAAUCUUUCCAGUCACAGUAUAUCACGUUAGACUCGGAGAAUUCUACAUUGACCCCACAUGGAUAGAUCACGGUAAUUAAUGAGGCCUAGCAAGAGAGGAUAAAAGUGUCUUCUCAUGGGCCUGGCCACUAAGCAAGACCCAAAGAUGUUUCUUUUUUCUGUAUUGCAUUCAGCUAUUAAGGAUUUUCUUUAUCUUACUAUACAAGAGCGACCAGCAAUCAACAAAUACAAAAUAUUUCAUCUUUUAACAAAUUCUCUGUACUGAUUAUUAUGUGGAUCAGAUUGGGGCUUUUAAAAAAGAGGUAAAGGGUAAAAAAUCCCACUUUCGAGGUUGUUUUCUUCCAUUACGUAAUUUCACGCUCUCACCAUAACGAUACAGCAACAACUGGAGUUCAAUAACCUACAAGAACAAUUGAAGUUCAUAAAAGAAAAACGUCAAACUUGCUACGGGUAUUUCGUUUCUCUCAAAAAUAUGUUGGGGUGGCGUAGAGUAGACUUUUCUUAACUGGCUUCAUCUGGCUUCUUUGCAGAGAGGAAAGAAAUGUAAUCGAGGCAGCCGCUAAGGGAGCAAGCUCUUCCAUUUCUCUGGUGGCAAAUGUGGCAGCGAUGCUCUUGACAUUCUUUGCUUUUAUUGCGUUCUUUAACUCGAUUUUGUCAUACAUAGGCAGCAUGGUGGGCUACUCUAAAUUGAGUUUUCAGGCAAGUUUAAGAAUUUUAAAAAGCUGUUUCAUUAGCCACUUAAGGAAAACUGUGAGGAGUGAACUUUCGCAAAGACGUCUGGGAUUGGUACUAAGGACAGGGAAAAAAUCAAGACAAUAUUAGGGACUUUAAGAUCCAACGACGCGGGGGUAACGAGAACGCCGCGUUAAAUGUGAAUUUGCGUUCUUUCAGUCUAUAUAGCGAUUAUUUCUACCCACUCACUUUGUCAAAUGUAGGCAACCCUCCUGAAGCUGAAUUUCAAGUGACUAUAUACAAGCUCAGAAAGAGAAAUAAUACUUCGUCGUUGCUUGUUUACGUCCUCCAUAAAACGCGACACUAGGCAUUUUCAUGUCGUAGUCGUGCAAAAACGGAAAAGAAAAGUACAAAAUAGUUUGAUGCACGUGCGAGUUUGUUGUUUUGCUUAUUAAACCUAUUGUUUUUUUGACGUUCUCGUUGGGUCGCGUCGUUCGAUCUUAAAAUCCCUAAUAGCUGACUGGCGCAUCUCCAGUAACGAUCCCAGAAGCAAUUGCGGGACGCAUUUCGGAUCCAGUUCCCGUCUCGUUUCUAAAGUGGCGAAUUGAGCCACGACGAUUGACUAAUUGUCCAAUGACAACACACAUAAUCAAGAGCUUGUUACCUCUCCCCACUUUCCACGGAGCGUGAAUUUCAAUAACCUCUGGGCCACAGCGUGUUAGAUUGUAAGGCUAGAUUCGCCCUUCGCGUCAAAAAAUCGCCCAGCCAAUCAGAGCACCGUAGGAUUUCCAGCAGUGAUGAAGAGGAUAGUAGGGAGUUUAACUGAUUAAAGAGCCUUGUAUGUGCGCACCAAGCCCGGGGCCUCUAUCGAAGGGAUCGAAUCGACUACCAUGUUGGAGUGUGCAGCAACCUCUUCCCAGGGCGUUCCCCUUGAGCAGGUUGAGUGUGCGGGCGUUGAACACAUCGAAUGUUAGCGAAAAAAAGAAAACUUUAGAGACUGAAACACUUAACCGCAGUGACACUUUGCCAAUAGACGACGCUCCAGGGUGGUGCUCUCCAGUCGCAGUCAAACCGGAAAGGAAAAAAAUCCAUUCUUCAUAAUAGGAUGUCGUGAGACUUGAUAUUCGUUCCUGUUGACCUCUCCCGUGGUCAAUAACUAAAAUUUAUCAAUUCAAUUCAAUUCAUUUUAUUUUCACUCUUUCUUUAAGGUAAUUUGCUCCUACCUGUUUAUGCCAUUUGCCUUCCUCAUGGGUGUAGAUUGGGCUGAUUGCAAUGCUGUUGGAAUGUUCCUGGGUAUCAAAACAUUUCUCAACGAGUUAGUAGCCUACGUUGAGAUGGCACCAUACAUAAAGAACAGACAGGAAAUGAACGGAGAACCUUCUAUAUCGGUAGGAGAAUUACCCAAAAUGCGGUGAAUAUUGCAAUAAACCGUCCUCUAAGUUCCGCCCCUUACAGAGUAUAAUCCUUGAUUUUUCUCACCCCCCCCCCCCCCCCGCCUUCCCCAGGAGAAUGGAAACUGCCUCGGAAGGUACGAAAAAUCGGGCCGAAUCUAGAUAAAAUGACUUUGUUUGACUGGGGAAGGAAAGUCAGUUUUGAUCCAAAUAAGUAGUACAGGACAUUGUACAGGACGCAUCGAAGAAACCGUUUUAUUCGUGGGGGAAUCUCAUGAACUUGCCUAUGACGCCAUAGCUUUUGCAGCUAUUUGUCUUUAACUCAUGAUAGAAAUGCAGAGGAAUCUCAUUAAGAUGAGGUCAUGUUCUACUUUUAGGUGAUUUAAUACUUUGAACUUGUUUCUAGGUAUUUCUAGGUCGAGGAAGGUCUUGCUUUUUGAUUGAUUAUGCUAAAAACUAAAAAGGUAUUCAAUGGUUGAUUUAUGGUGUAGUAGUGGAGAGAAUGGUAACGGCGGUGAGGGGAAAGCAAUAGAGAUAAGGAGAAACAAAAAAGGGAGGAAAAAAGGAGCUACUAUCACGAAUUGUGUGCCUAAGCAGCUGGAAAUAGAACUUUUCUCUUUACGUUACGGCUUAGUGAUUAUAAGUCACAGGCGAGCUGGCGCUUAUUUCUUCGACAACAUGAAUAAACCAACGAAUACUUUUCUUGGUUUUUAGUCAGCCAAUCAAAAAGCAAGACUUUCAUUUACAUAGAAAUAACUAGAAAACCUGUUCAACGGGUUAAACCGCAUUUUGCUCCUGAGAUAAAAACAAAACAUACAAGACAAAAGGCUACGACAUGAUUGGCGUUAAUAUACCCCCCGGUAAGUCAAUGACAUUCCUGGGUAAAAACCGGAUAAUUCGGUGCGCCCUAUACUACUCAAAUUAUCGAAAGGUUUGUGAGCCCCAGGUUUCGGGAAGUCGGCAUUCUACCACACACCCUUUUUGGGCCUUUUUUGGCAAAAAGGUAACGUUUUCAUAUACCUUACAUAAAACUGUCAUCCCUUCCAUGAUUUUGAUGAUAACAUCGAGAAAGUUUGUAAAUAAACAUUAUUUUCUGAACGUUGGCGCUCUGAUAUAAUAACAAAACAUGAAAAAGUGAAUUCUAAAACUGUAUAACAUUUUCUUGGUCUCACCUUUUGUAGCGCCGAUCGGAGGUCAUCGCUACAUACGCACUCUGUGGCUUUACGAAUUUUCUUGGCCUGGGUGUAUUACUUGGGGGUUUGGGACCGAUGGCGCCAAGCCGACAGAGUGACAUGGCGAGGAUUGCUAUAAGAACCCUGUUUGCCGCCACCAUAGCCUGCUUUAUGACUGCCAGUAUUGCUGGUAAGUAUCUUGAUAUGGUGGCUUGUAAGGUAACAAAGACGCGCCGCUUGAAGGAGUCCUUAAAACGUAAAAAGAGCAGUUUUCCACAAACUGAAACAAAUCAUCUUACUUUUCACUUAGCUUGGAGAUUACCGCAAUUACUCCCCAAGCAUUGUUGUAAUUUGACAAAAGAGACAAUAUCGGCAUUUUUCCUCAAAACCUCACAAAUACUGAAAUCGACAUCCUAUGGGUACCUGACGACUUGGUAUUAGUAUCGACAAGAGUCUUUUGGCGUUUAUAACCAUCUAAAACAAACCGCUAGUUUUACAGACAUUAAUAAUUAUCCAAUAAACGCGGUCAAGAGAUCAUGACGGGGUUCAAUUUGUAAAUUUCCUGUUCAUUUUGUUUUGACUUGAUAGGUUUUCUGUACGAUGAGUCAUUCGAAGGAGUGGCCUCUGUCACGCCAACAAGUAUAACAACACUGGCGCCAACUACGUCUACAUAGACCACGCUUAAUAGGGAGUUUAAGAUAGGCUGCGGGGUUUGCAACAAGAACGUUAAAACAGCAAUAGAUUUUUUGGAAUAAACGUGACGGUUUUUUCACGUGUGCACCAUGCUAUUUGGUCCACUUCUUUGCCGUCAGGACUACGACGUGAAUUUUCCUGAUGCGCCGUUUUAUGGAAGACGUAAAAACCAGUCGACCGAUUUUUCUUUCUCUUUCUAAACUUGAAUGUGGUGUUAAUAAGUCAAUUCCAGGAGAAUUCGGCCACAUCUGAAAAUGAAUUGAGUUGGAAUAAUGCCGAUAAAGUUUAAAGGAGCAAAAGAUCACUUUCUAUAAAGAAACGUUUUCACUGCUGUCCCCGUUCUCUAUUUUAAACUCCUAACAGCUUAAUCUGACGGAGAUGCCUUCGCUAGUUGACCAGUUCCUGGUUUGUUACUGGGCAACUGAAAGAAAAAAUUAAUCAUUGUCUGACUACAUGCCAACAUGCUCGCUCGUUUUCUAACGCUUUAAAACUCGCGAACGUGUAUGUAUCGUAUCUAUGUAAGUAUCCU